Linum tenue is the source of this 1573-nucleotide messenger RNA. The record is from the annotation of a GenBank genome assembly. Lineage: Eukaryota; Viridiplantae; Streptophyta; Magnoliopsida; Malpighiales; Linaceae.
AUUCUCAACAAUACAUCUCUUUAACAAUCGCAACUUCCAAACGACCUAUCCCUAGUCACAAGAUCUCAGCCCAUCUUUAGUGCCUAGCAAAUCCAAUGAGGAGAAUUUUAAUUACGCAGCGAAACUCCACCAAACUGUAACAGACUGGCCCCUUGAGAAAUUGGCAUUAGAUCUAGUCUCGCAGCUGGGGUUGAGUGGAGAGCAUCCGAAUUAUUAAAGUUGGUGGGGAGACGAGAUGACUUGUAAUCACAUUAUCCAUAGCCAUAGGAACCAGAUAUGGUGACCAAGUGGCAGUAUCUCAGUGGAUGAAACGAUCUUCCCCUUAACUUUACCUUCCAAGAUAGAGAUAAUUCUAACUUGCCACCAGCCCUGGAAAAAAAGGAAAAAACCGGCCACACAAAUUGCUCAAAACUCAAAAGCCACACUCCCCAAUUGCAACUUCUGCUGUUUCCAAUUUAUCUGCUUCCACACCCUGAAUCAUGGCUAGCUGCAACAUGGCGUCGGCCGCUUCAGGGUUCGUCUUCACACCUAACGUCACAACAACCUCAAAGACCAGCGGCAGCAGCUUCUUGUUUUUCGCACCCAAGAACAGCAGCAGCGGUUCCCGGCUGCAGCUCGUUGUGAGGGCGGCCGCGGACGAGGGAGCGGCGCCACCUGCUGCUACUGCUACAACUCCAGCUCCUGCUGAGGGUGAAGCCCCUAAGGCUAAGGUCAAGCCGCCACCGAUUGGACCCAAGAGAGGAACCAAGGUGAAGAUUAUGAGGAGGGAAUCCUACUGGUUCAAUGGGAUUGGAUCCGUAGUAGCUGUUGAUCAGGACCCCAAGACUCGCUACCCAGUUGUGGUCCGAUUCGACAAAGUUAACUACGCAAAUGUAUCUACGAACAACUAUGCUUUGGACGAAAUCGAAGAAGUUAAAUGAGCUUCAUACAUGUCGUGAUGGAAUGAUUGUAUUACUAUUAGUGUUGUAUAUUUUUACUUCUUCUCUGCUAUUGUAAUUUUGAACAGUCGGGUGGCUCAAGUCUUUCUUAUUUCUUCGUCUAAAGCUAAACACAGCACAUCCCUUCCACACCUUCUAUUGCGAUGUCAUCAGUCAUCGCACCUUGCCGCCGAAUCACACGUCUGAGCCGACUGUCGUAGUAUUCCCUUUUCCCUUCGUUGCACCUUCGUGCCAUCUUCUUGGUUUUACUUGCAAAAUUUCGGUUCGAAACCUCUUAAACUAGCUAUGUACUGGGAAGUGGAACACUACGUGCUUUCAUCGUUAGGUAUGAACGGGAUUACUUUAUGGAGAUGUAGAGCUUUCAGGUGUUAUUGAUAUUUUGUUCUUGUGUUUAACAGGCUUGGGCUAGGAAUAAAUGCAUACAAAUUACCAAAUUAAACAAAGGGGGCAACUUAAUCCAUGCGCCUGUGAGACCAUGCACAAUAAGAUGACAUGUAACUUCUAACUUCCCGUCAAAUUGAGGCGUGAAAAUCAUAUAACCCAAACUUGGGAAUCAAAUAGGAGAAGUUAGAGAGAUCAACUCCUUGAUCUAUGAUUUCUCUCGAGAUGCCACAAUGUUCAUGCACAAAAGCAAC